Marmota flaviventris (yellow-bellied marmot) is the source of this 547-nucleotide messenger RNA. RefSeq names its product protein AF1q-like. Gene Ontology annotation, cellular component: cytosol; nucleoplasm. Lineage: Eukaryota; Metazoa; Chordata; Mammalia; Rodentia; Sciuridae. The record is from RefSeq and is a predicted model, not a curated record. Gene Ontology annotation, biological process: positive regulation of release of cytochrome c from mitochondria; positive regulation of DNA-templated transcription; positive regulation of mitochondrial depolarization.
GGAGCCCCUGAGGCCCUCCCUCUGUCUUUGGAACACUCUAGUAAUUCAUUGAUAACAGGAAAGUAUGAGGGAUCUUGUGAGUAGCCAGUACAGCUCCUUUCUUUUCUGGAGGAUGCCUAUAUUAGAACUGGAUCUGUUGGAGCUGGAAGGCCUGGGGCUGUCAGAUAUAUGCACCUACAAGAUCAAGGACAGCAGCAAUGGCAAAAUGACUGGGCAAGCAACAGGAGCAGAGCAAGAGAAAAACCCAGGAGGUGGUACCCUCCUAGAGUAUAGAACCUUCAACUUAUGGAGAGCUCCCGUUGCCAGCAUCCACUUCUUGGAAUUGAAUUUGCUCUAAGGCCAAGACUUAUCUCUCCCACCACCUUGCCCUUAUUGUCUUCUCUUUCAAACCCCUUCCUUCUCAUUCCUUUCCCAAAUUAAUCAUAUUCUCUAGCCUCUAUUGUGUGGUGGUGCUGAUGAAUCUGCCAGUUGAUUUUUAUUUAUUUAUCUAUCUAUCUACUCCAUUUCUUUCAAAAGCCCUUAAACUAAAGUAAAGGGUUCAAGCAAU